This is a messenger RNA of Strigops habroptila (Kakapo), 6918 nucleotides long. RefSeq names its product homeobox C6 (gene HOXC6). The coding region runs from base 6066 to 6803 and encodes 245 amino acids. Gene Ontology annotation, cellular component: nucleus. The transcript is spliced from 3 exons. The record is from RefSeq and is a predicted model, not a curated record. Gene Ontology annotation, molecular function: DNA-binding transcription factor activity, RNA polymerase II-specific; RNA polymerase II cis-regulatory region sequence-specific DNA binding. Gene Ontology annotation, biological process: anterior/posterior pattern specification; regulation of transcription by RNA polymerase II. Lineage: Eukaryota; Metazoa; Chordata; Aves; Psittaciformes; Psittacidae.
CCUUGCAGAACGUAAUAACAUCCCACUCCUUUUGAUUUUUAAUCUCUAACACCCCGCAGAAGUAAUUGCACCUCCGCUUAGCUUUACGUACAGACCUACACCAGAGAAGCGCCCGUGGGUGCAGCAAAACGUCACUUUCCAGAAUAUUACGCCAUGAAGUCGUGUCCGUGACGGGUGUGACGUCAUGAGCGCCCCCGUCACUUUUUCACCUCUUUUUAAUUUUAGGGAUUUUAGGGAAUAUUUUCAAUCCAGCACAAAAAAAGGCACUUUUUUUUUUUUUUUUUUUUCGGUAAUAUAUUAAUUAAAAGCUGGAAAGCAGAGAUUUAUUUGUAUUUAUUUUAUAUUUUCCAAGGGAAAGUUGCUACCUGCUGCCUGAGCAGGUUUUAGCCCGGUUUUAGGGCAAAAAAGCUCUUUUCCUGAAUGCGGUUGAAUUAAAAAUCCCCAUUUAUUCCCACUUUUAACCAAGGAGCCACCAGGAAUGUUUCCGCAGCCGCCAGACACCUCCCUAUAAACAAAGCGCAGCUCUGCGGAUUUGCAUCCCCUUAAAAUAUGAUUUUUAGUUUUGUUUUCCUGGCUUUUGGGGGCUCCCCUUCCCAGCCCUGACGAGAUUUAUUCCGAAAUGCAUUUAAUCAGCGAAUUAUAUUUAAUCGAGGUGGUGUUGGAGGGGAAAGGGGGUGAGGGGGUUCUCCCCCGGCUUUUUUCGCUGCUGUUAACUUUUUGCAACGUGGUUACUUGGUAAUUUAAGACCCAGCGAAGUCCCGUUUCCGCGGGGAGAUUUCGGUGUUGCCUUCUUUUGUUGGGCUGAGAUUCGCCAAUAAAUCUGGGAAGGAAAAAAAUAAUGAAAUAAAUCACCACCCCACCCUCCAUUAAAAAACAAGAAUAUUUGAGAAUUAAACCCCUCCACCCGUCGCGAUAUCAAGGCGGGGGGAGAAAAAAACGUAAAUAAAGGCUUGAAAGGGUAAAAAAGUGCUUUUAAGCCUUGGCAGAAAGAAGAGGGAUAAAUUUCAGAAGUAGGAACAGAUUAAUUUCUCUUCCCCACACACCUCCCGGUUUCCUGGUUAGCAGACAUGUGUUUUGACAAUUGCCAGAAUUCUCUCUUUUUUUCCAACCUUCCAACCCCUGGAAACGUGUGCAGCAACGGAGAGGGUUUGCAAGCGAGAAAACACCCUUUAUUUUUUUCCUCCCCCAUUAUUAUAAUUAUUAUAUUCUAUUUUUCUUUCGCGCUGAGCGUUGCAACUUGAAGGGAGUCGCCCUGAACUUUUGGUGCACUUUCCCAAAAGCAACUCUGGGAAUAAAAUCAAGGCAACAAGAACACGUUUAAGGCCAUUUCCCUUCACCACGCUGGAAAAAAAAAAAAAAAAAAGAAAGAAAGAAAGAAAGAAAAAAAGAAAAGGAAAAAAAAUCAAUAGGGAAAGGCAAAGAAAUGACUCGUCUGGGCAACUCUACGGGCGGUGCACGGGGUGGUAAAUACUCUUCUUUAUUCACCUAAGGCGAAAAAGGGGUUUACGGAGGUUUGCGUUGGGGGAAAAAAAAAAAAGCAAAACUGGCGCUGGUUGUAUUUUUUUGCAGCCCCUUUUCUUGGGGGGAUAUAGGGGGAAAGUGGGUGUUGUCGCGACUUAUGGCCCUGUGUAUCUUGGUGCAGAAAAUGCCUUUUAAUUAACAAAUAAAGCUCCCCAAAUAGGCCGCCCUUUUCCCCACGCGGUGUCUGCAGCAAGGAAUCAAACUUUAAAUACUCUCUAAAGCUCUGGAUAAGGAAUAUUCAGAGGAAGGAGAGAUUUCAUCUCCUAUUUUUUUUAAUUAAGAGCUGCCCAGACUCUGACUCCGGGCUUGUAAUUACAGAGAAUAGAGACGGCUCCAAAACAAUGCGAAGCCAUUUCAGGCUGGGGAGAGGUAAAUAAACCACGAGUUUGUUGUUGUUGCCCCUUUUUUCCCCCUCUUUUUUUUUUUUAUGGGGGGUGUUGUUACCCCUAUUUUAUUUUGUAUUUCUUUUAUUUUUAAGCCCUAUUUCCAGCGAAAAGGAGAGCGAUAUUGGAGUAGGAAAACCCUGUUGUAAAGAGCAGGAAUAAAUUCCCAGCGAAAGACCCAAAUAAAUAAUUAGGACUCACGUGUGCCAUAAAUGUCAAGUUAAAAAAAAAAAGGGGGGAAAAAAAAAGAAAGGCAGAAGGGAGGGGGGAGGAAGAGAUCCCAGAUACAAGGUGAAAUCAGUUUAAAUAAAAAGGCUUUUAAUGGCACCGCUUGUAUUUACCUCUAAGAGCUUCGAGGAUUUAAUCAGAUGGGAGCGCGCAGCCCUAGGGCCAUAUGGGGGGGAUGUGUGUGUGUGUGCAUGGGCCUUGCACACGCAUAGGUGUGGGCAUUUUAGGGGUGAGGGGGGUCCAGAUUAAGGGUGUCCCCCCUUCAGUGUGUUCCCAAAGAGGCAUUUUUGUGGCAGUUUAUAGCAAAACCCACUCAUUCUACCUGAAUAAAUUGAAUUUUUAAGGAGGGGGGUAGUAGGUCCAUACCCCCUUAGCACCUCCCAACCACCUACUAUGACACGCAUGGGGUGUGUGUGUAGGGAGCCCCAUCUCUUGCCCCACGCAGGGGUCAGCCCCGAGUGGGCAACGUGGCUGGAAAGGGAAGAAAAGAGGCGCCCCCCCAACCUAACCCCCCCGCUGCCAGUAGCGGUGUCUGCAGGCGGUUCAGGGAGGGAGGGGAAAAGGGGGGGGACACCGAUUUGGAUUUGUUUCCUUUCAGUAAUUACUGAGGGAUAGAAAACACAUGUGUUGGAAUUGCUUUUUUUUUUUUACCCCCCCCUUUUUUUUUCUUCUUCCCCUAAAUCAGUUCAUCAAUUCGCAAAUUAUAGCUGGGAGCGGGGGGGGGGAGGGGGGGAGGAAAUCUCCCAACACGUUUUUCUUUCUAUUUUAUUCUCCGCCCCCCCGGCCUUUCUCUGUGUGAGCAUCAGUGGGGGGAGAGGGAAGAAAAAGAAGAGGGAGGGGGGAGAAUAUAGCUUAUGAGUGGUGAAUGUUAUUUCGGAUUUCUAUGGGCGCUUUUCUUUUCUGGGAACAAAGAGCAACUCCUAUUAAAGAGCUACUCGAAGACUUGUACAUAUUUCUACUGCUGUGUAGCACUUUUAAUAAAACAUCUGUUCUUGCUUCUGCUGAUGAGUUUACAUAAUUGUUUGCAGACCAAUUUAACCAGAAAGCGCCCCACAUAUUCCCUCUACAUGUUUUCAUGGGGGAAAAAAUAAAUACCUUUUUGGUAGUGACAUAGCUUGAUGAAAUACUUUCGACAAAUCCCCAAACUGCUAGAAAAUAUCAAUGGGGGGAAAAAAUAAUAUAUAUCCAGUGCAUUCAAAACGUGAGGCAAUGAGUAAAACAUACUUUAAUGAUGCCUCAUUUGUAUUUGCAGGAGGUUUUGGGGUGGUGCUGCUCUAUUUUUUUUUUUUCACCCCCCUCCUUCUCUCCCUUUUCUCCCCAGAAACCUGGUUUUUAACGUGGGGAGAGGAUUCUAUUUUAAGUUUCUUUACGGCAGCUGGUUUCUGUUCACUAUAAAUCGACCAGACUUUUAAGACUUGCCCUCUGUUUAGAGAAGUAAUAAAACACUUAACUUUCUCGACUCCUAGUCACACGGUUAUCACACAGGUCUCUCGAUACAACAGCCCCGAGCACCUAUACAAAACAGAAAAGAAAAAAAGGGGGGGCAAAAAACCGAAAAAUAAUAAAAAAGAAAAACAAUAAUUAAAAAGAAAAAAACACACCCCCCCACAAGGAGCUUUUCCAGGGACUCCUCCAAACUUUGGCGAGGGUAUCAAUGCCCUUCCAUAGGUGCAACUCCCCCCAGCAAAGGUCCAACCCAUCCAGCUGUAGCUACUUUUAAUUUACUCGCCAAAUUACAUCGGGCUGUAAGCAAUACAUAAGGUAAGACAACACGCCAAUAACUGCAAAGCCCUCAUUCAUCCUUCUCUCCCUUCAGCCCAUUUGUUGGACCUUUACAACAAUUUAAUAUCUGGAAGGAGCCUGCCUGGUCAGUGGUUUCCAAAGAAACCCAGCCCUGAAAGGACUUGGGCUCAGAGGAGAGGUGCCCAUGGCUACUGAUAUUUGCAGCACCCCCUUUGCUCCCCAGGUCUGUCCCCCCCGGGUGGGGGUUUCACAUCUCAGCAGAAAGCAGCAAAAAAAAAAAAUAAUCAUAAUAAUACCCCCAGUAAUCGCAUUUCUUUCCUAGUUUCUUUAUUUUCGCCUUUCUUUGACUCCAGAAAUGCCCGGGCAGGCUCUUGGGAAAGGGGAGAGGGAGAAAAGGGAAACGAAAGCAAACUGAAGUUCGCUUUUUGGGGAGGGGGAACCGCCUGCAAAUCUCCCCCAUGCAGAUGAGUCUUGUGUCUGCUCCAGGUUGGGCAGCCCUAGGUGGGAGCCAGCGAGGUCCCCAUGCUAAAGAAGAUGGUGCACACUUCCAGCUCUCCCCUUUUUGGUUAGAAACUUUAUUUUUUCCCCUAGUGACACUCAGGGGAAGCCUUAACGUUAUAGAAGAUGAAUACACGAGCUUUUUUUUUUCAGUUGUAGUCUUGUUUAUGGUUUUAUUGCUACCAUUGAUUACUUUGCUUUGUUACACAGAGGAAAAAGAGCAUAAAAUCCGUUGGCAUCCGGGUUCCUGUUAUAGCUGGGGAAAAAAAUAUACACCCACCCCCCCAACCCUUCUUUGUCAGCUAAAAUCUUUUAGGGAUACAUCGCUAAAAAAGAAAUCAAAGGAAUUAAGUCUAUUGAUUGAGAGGAAGACACACAAAUAACUCUCAGGUUUGAAUUGGAGUGUGCACCCACAAACCUUCCUCUCCCCAGCCCCCCUCACCCACGUUUAAAAUAAAAACGUGGACACGAUGGAUGUUUAAAAAAAAAACAACCAACAACAGAGAGGAGGCCAGGGUUUCCCUGCCAUAAUUGAAUUUUUAAAUAGCAAGCCACCAGAAUGAUAAAGAUACCUCGCAAUAUUUACAGAUCAGCAGGUAUGUUUUACAUUUAAGGGGCAAUUUAUGGCUCUAGAUUGAAAUUAAAAUUAGAUUAGCUGUCUUCAUUUCAAUUAGGUCUAGGUGCAAUCUACCCAGAGAAGAUAGGAUAGAAUCUCCCCUUUCAUCUAACUAAAUAUUUGCAGGAGAAGUUUCCCAAUCAGUUGUAAAUAUCUGCAACCAUAAAUUGCUGCAAACACCAACACGAGGUUGCGUCCCCAGCCCAGGCUCCCCAUUCCAAACAGAAAUGCUCUCGUUAUUUUUUAUUGUAUUUAUUUCUUUUUUGCUGCUGUUGUAGUUGAAAAUGUAAAUAUCCUCCAGCUUUGAGAAUGAACAGGGAAACGUUUGAGGGGAGAAAUGUCAAACUCGAGGAGAAAUCUAACUUCCAGGCUAACGAACACAACCGUUUGAUUCCAUAAUAUUGACCAAUGCUACAUGAGAACAAGAAGGAGAAGGAAGAAAAAAAAAAAAAAGGAGGGUAAUUUAUGGCUUAAUAUUCUGUGGACAUCUGAGAUUUAUUACUGUGAAUUCUGAGCUAUUUUAUUACAAGAUAUUAAGCAAACAUUGCUUAAAAAAACCCACCCAACACAACAACAACACACACACCACAACCCCAAAGCACAAGCCCUAUAACGCACAGACACACAGACGGUGCUUCCAAACCUCAAUGACCAUUAGCAGAAAAGGGGGGUGAAGGGGAAAGGGGGGGGGAGGAAAAGUUAAGCCUGGGUUAAGAAAUUUGCCCCCCCCCCCCCCUUUCCCCCCUUCAGCGACAAGCAGGAUCCCCAGCCCAGGAGCGCUCCCCUCCCCACCACAUCCUCCCCAUCCCCCGGCGCCCCGGGGGUGCUGGGGGGGGUUUGGGGGUGCAGGACUUACUUUCCAUGCCCACUUAGUUUCAACUAGGGAAUCAACAGAAGCAAAAGCAAUUUUUUCCCUUUUUGACACCCGCCUCCCCAUUGGCUCCCCCCGGGUCAGCUGACUUUGUCAUUUUGUCUGUCCUGGAGCAGAGCCUUCCCUAUAACAAUCUAGUUCAGACUACAAACUGGAGACAGAAAUAAAUAUUAAAGAAAUCACACAGCCAGGUGUAGAGGACGAUAUGAAUUCCUAUUUUACAAACCCAUCUUUAUCCUGCCAUCUAACCAGUGGCCAAGAGGUGCUUCCCAACGUAGCCCUCAAUUCAACUGCCUAUGACCCUGUCAGGCAUUUUUCUACUUAUGGAGCAGCCGUUGCUCAAAACCGGAUUUAUUCUUCUCCUUUUUAUUCACCGCAAGAUAAUGUUGUGUUUAGCUCCAGCCGAGGACCUUAUGACUAUGGAUCUAAUGCUUUUUACCAAGAAAAAGACAUGCUUUCUAGCUGCAGGCAAAAUUCUAUGGGACAUAAUACACAGACAUCAAUCGCACAGGAUUUUACCAGUGACCAAAACAGGAACACUUCGCAAGAACAAAAAACUAGCAUUCAAAUAUACCCAUGGAUGCAGCGUAUGAACUCCCACAGUGUCUGUUUUGUCUCGGCAUCCCUAGGAGUGGGCUACGGGGCCGACCGCCGGCGGGGCCGCCAGAUUUAUUCCCGUUAUCAAACCUUGGAGCUGGAGAAGGAAUUUCACUUCAACCGGUACCUGACCCGGCGAAGGCGGAUCGAGAUCGCCAAUGCUCUGUGCCUGACGGAGCGGCAGAUUAAAAUCUGGUUCCAAAACCGGAGGAUGAAAUGGAAAAAAGAAAGUAAUUUGAGUUCAACCCUCUCCGGGGCGGGGGGGGGGGCCGCCGCCGCCGCCGCCGACAGCUUGGCCAAGGAGGAGAAGCGAGAAGAGACAGAGGAGGAGAAGCAGAAGGAGUGAAAAAGUGACAGCUCGGCGGCAGGACCCCCCCUUCAACCCCCUCCAGACCCGUAUUUAUCACUGGCACAAUGUUUGGCUACGUUAAAAAAAAAAAAAAAAAAAGGAAAAAAAAAAA